UGUGGAGGAUGCUGUAUGGUUUCAAAAAUCCAACUACAAUGUUUGCUCUGGUUCCCUUUAAGGCCUGUUUGGAGAUGAUGACAUACUAGACAGCUUAUUUGAUGAUAAAGAGAAACCAGUGCGAUCAAAGGGGGCUCGCGCCAGAAGGCUGAAUACCUCAUCUCCUACUAAUAACAUGUUUGGUAAAGCGGCAGAGAAAGUUAAGAAGGACAAGUCGGACUUGGAGGACUCAGAUAUAUCUGAGGUGGCUCAAGAGGAACUGCUGAAGACCUUGAAGGAGUUGGAGGAAUUGGAGGCUGACCUGAUUCCAACUAAGAAAAAGCUUCCCAUACAGAAAAAGUCAGUCGUUGAUGAUGAGCCAGUGAAAGACUCACCUGGGUUGGAAAGUAAUGCAAAUCUGAAAGGAGAAGAUGAGGCCACAGGAGGAAGAAAGAAGUUGAGCACUGGCCCUUCAUCCUCAGCACAUCCUUACGACGACUUCUUUGAUCAAGACGACCUCCUGGGUAAUUCGCUUGAUGACCUGCUUCCGGAUGAAACCAGGCCUGAACCUAAAAGCCGACAGAGUAAGCCUGAUAAAUCUCUGCUGCCUGCAUCAGCAUCUCCCACCUUCAGCAGCCAAACGGCAAAGACAUCUAAAAAAGACGACAAGGAUCACCUGCUUGAUGCUCUCGGGUUUGAGAGACAUAAAAAGGACUCCAAGAAAAAAGAGGCUCCACUUUGGUCUUCCACGGAGAAAAGCGAUGUCCCUCAGAGACCUCGUACCAGAAUCACAGAUAUUCUGGAGGCCUCCGACUCAGCCCGACCCCUGGACCAACCGCACACAGGCGAGGGGAAGGAGGAAAAGGUGCAGCAGGAAAAACACCCUAGUCUGAAAGAUGACUUCACAUUUGGGACCUAUAAGCCAACGGAGGCAUCCACAGCCGAGGGGCGCCAGUCCCGCAGACAGUCAGUCAGAUUUUCUACAGAAGAUGUCAGAGUUUCUACCCCAGAGAAGAAACCCCAACCCAGCGCUUCAACAACCAGCCGACACCGAGGCUCAGCAGAAUGGCUUGGCCUCACAAUAAACGACGAACCUGACUAUUUCGAAGGAAGUUCCAGAGCGAUGAAAAGUUCAGCAUCUUCUCCAAAAGCUCCAUCCUCUCCAGCACAGGAGAAAAAAUCUCUAUUGAAUGAAGGUCAUGCCACAUCUGCUGCAAACGUGACGGGAGAUGCUCCAAACUCUAAAACAAGCAGAUCUGAGGUUUCUAAAGACAUGAGGAAAGAUGAGGAGAAGCAGCAUGACUGGUUUGAAGAGGCACUGAGUAGGAAGAAGACUCUAUCAGAGACGAAAGCUUCCAAGCAGGAGGGCUCUCGACAAACCGAGCCGGCUGUCAGUAACGAAGACAUGACGCCAACCUUCAGAGACAGAGAGGAAACAUUUACAUCUACCAUAGAUGCUGGCCCUGUGGCUCAUUCCACCCCUGUUAGAGAGGAGAAGCCAAAUAAAGAUCUUCAGCAAAAUCAAAUAAAGGCAACAUCAGCUCCCGUGCAGCAACAGGCGUCCUAUACAGCCAACAAUCUGCAGCAGCUGCUACUACAACAGCAGAUAAUGCAGACUCAGUUGCUGGGUCUGGGGAGUCCUGAUGAAGGAGCCCUGCAGAGGCUCAAAGACAAGGAGCAACAGCAGGGAGAAUGCCAGGCUUUACGAGCACGCAUCAUCCAGUUGGAGGGAGAGGUGAAACUACUGCAGCUGGAGCGAGAGCAAAGCCAACUGGUGUUAGAGAACAUCCAGCAGAUGCACAAGCAGGAGAUGCAGCUUCUGGAGAACUCACACAAGACUCGUGUGAAGCUGCUGGAGGAAGCAGCAGCCCAAAGGGAGAGCCGAGCUCGACUCGAGUGCGAGGAGCUGAUGGAACGCCUAGCUACCUUAACGAGGUCGGCCGAGCAGGAACGCUCAGAGCUGCAGGCUCACUACCACCGGAAGCUGGCCCAGGCCCAGCAGGACAGAGACCGUGAGGUGGAGAGGCUCCAAGACCUGCAGAGAAAAUCUAUAUUGGAGAUGAAAAAAGACCACGAGGAUCAGCUUCAGAGACUGAAGAGACUAAAGGAUGAAGAGAUCGACGCUGUGACAAGUGCAACAUCUCAAACCAGAUCUCUGGUAGGGGUGAUUGAGCAGAUGGAGCACUUCUCUUCCCGCCUCGGAGAGCUCUCCUCUCAAGUGAAGAGUCAGGAACAAGCUGAUCUAAAGCUUCGAUUGGAUGAGGUAAAGCAGAAGGAGCUGGCGGUGACUCAGGAGAAAGAGACUCUGGCCAGACUAAGAGCAGAGCUGGACAGAGAGAGGGAGGUGACAAACAGCAUAGCUCUAAGGCUCAAAACAAGGGCCCAAGAGGUCGAGGCCUUCAGCAAGAUUGCAGCAGAGAGGUACGAGGAGGGCGAACGAGCGUUGGAGGAAGCCAAACGCGUUGAGUCUGGGCAUGAGGCCCGAUUAAAAAAUAUUCAACUUAAAACUGAGAAUCUAAGGCAGCUGGAGCAGCAGAUCAUGAAGGAAGGCAUGCGACUUAAUCGUCUAAAGAGAGAAGCAGAAAGGCUCCGAGAACAUUCCCCCAUCUUACCAUCUCCUCAGAUUAUUCCACCUAUUUUACCAGGAGUCAUUUCUUCUGUAGACUCUGUUUCAGUACCACCUGUGCCGGAAGUGACCAACCCUUCAAGUUCUCUGGCUAGUUAUCAACCCAUGAUGCUUGAGGCUAGUCUGGCUCUGUGGAAGUACACUGCAGCAAAGGACGAUGAAUUCCUCCGUCAAGAACAGAUGUUUCUAGAAAAUUUACAGAGGAAUCCGUACAAGUUCAACCCAGAAUAACACACGUUUUGAUCAAAAGCUGUUUUAUUAUUAUAUGCAUUUAAUAAAUGUUUUACAACAUUCAGCUUCAUUCU
This is a messenger RNA of Cyprinodon variegatus (sheepshead minnow), 2910 nucleotides long. It is a transcript of the gene fbf1, whose product is annotated as Fas (TNFRSF6) binding factor 1. Gene Ontology annotation, biological process: establishment of epithelial cell polarity; cilium assembly. The coding region runs from base 176 to 2836 and encodes 886 amino acids. Lineage: Eukaryota; Metazoa; Chordata; Actinopteri; Cyprinodontiformes; Cyprinodontidae. The transcript is spliced from 25 exons. The record is from RefSeq and is a predicted model, not a curated record. Gene Ontology annotation, cellular component: ciliary basal body; centriole; ciliary transition fiber.